Molecule: messenger RNA, 1842 nt
Organism: Lodderomyces oxycetoniae
Lineage: Eukaryota; Fungi; Ascomycota; Pichiomycetes; Serinales; Debaryomycetaceae
Gene: ALG11
Product: alpha-1,2-mannosyltransferase
Exons: 1
Coding region: 1-1842 (613 amino acids)
Biological process (GO): protein N-linked glycosylation
Cellular component (GO): endoplasmic reticulum membrane
Molecular function (GO): GDP-Man:Man(3)GlcNAc(2)-PP-Dol alpha-1,2-mannosyltransferase activity
Source: RefSeq, a predicted model, not a curated record
AUGUGGUUGAUCCUAAGUGUAUUGCUUGCAAUUUAUUUCUUGCGCCAGCUAGUCAACAAUGUUCUACCACAUUUUUUCCUUGUGCCUCCUCAAAGAUGGCAGGAUAAGUUCCUUAAAGUGAUAAGCCAUCAAUUAUCAAUCUACGUGCCUGGACUGACAUUAAAACGGUCUAGUUUAAGAAGACGACUCAUCCUAGCUAGCUCGCAACCUUCGUUCCAUACAAACUUUAUCAAUAACAAAUUGAAACUCACACCGGAGGAUAAAAGUGAUCUGCAUGAAUUUAUGGCGGAAACAAGGAAAAGAGACGUUGAUGAUCCUCAACGCAAAUUAUUGUUUGGAUUUUUCCAUCCUUAUGCAAAUAACGGCGGUGGUGGAGAAAGGGUUUUGUGGCAAGCAGUGAAGGCUACUUUGCUGGCUAAUAAAAGGAAUAUUUGUGUUAUUUACACUACAAACCUCGAUUCUGAACCAUUACAAAUUAUCAAUAAGGUUAAAAAUAAGUUCCAAAUUGAUCAAUUGGAUUCUUCCAGGAUCGUAUUUAUAUACUUGAGAAAGUUUGGCUAUUUGAUAGAUGCCUCGUAUUGGAAACACUUUACUAUUUUAGGCCAGUUUUUGGGGACUUUCCUCCUAAGUAUCGAGGCGUGUUUUGAAGUUUCUCCCGAUGUAUGGGUCGAUACAAUGGGAUUGCCUAGUAGUUAUCUCAUUGCCGGUAAAGUGUUGAAAAUCCCAAUAGUUGCCUAUGUUCAUUAUCCUAUUUUACAAACAGAUAUGUUUAAUAAACUCAAGUAUAAAUCCAUAGUGAGGGAUAUUGUGAAAAUAAGGAGUAUAGGAGAUUUUUCUAGUUAUGUGAAAUUGAUCUAUUGGUCAGCAUUAUACUACAUUUAUAUAUACCUUGGAUCCUUGGUUGAUAUAACCUUGACAAAUGGAACUUGGACAUAUCGUCAUUUAUCGCAGAUAUGGAUUAUGAACAAAGGGUUGGGUAAUAUAUUAGAAAUCUUGUAUCCUCCAUGUGGAACCGAGUUUCUUACAAAUUCUUCUACUUUACUAGAGAGCAAACGAGAAAAUAAGCUUCUAUACUUGGCACAAUUCCGUCCUGAAAAACGUCACAGUUUAAUUUUGAAAGAGUAUCGAAGGUUUCUUUCGAAAAAUUAUCCAAACAUUACUACACCCAAUGAUUUUGGUGGUGGCAGUGGUGGUGGUUUGCCAACAAUAGUAUUUGCCGGAUCUUGUCGAACCAAAGAUGACACAGCAACUUUGGAAUCGCUCAGGAGCCAAGUAGAUCAGCUCAAGUUGAACGAAUUUGUUGAAUUUGAAAUAGACAUUUCCUAUGCUAGAGUUGUGCAAUUAUUGUCAAGUUGUAAAUUUGGAUUAAAUGCCAUGUGGAACGAGCAUUUUGGGAUAGGCGUAGUUGAAUACAUGGCAAGAGGAUGUAUCCCCAUUGUACAUGCUUCAGCUGGGCCUUAUUUAGACAUUGUUACUUCAAGCGACGAUGCUGAUGAACAACGGGGUUUUUUUUUCAAAUCAAUUGAUGAUCCUGAUUUCGAUCCAAGUAUACAAGAUGAAAUUGAAAUUGAAAAUGGAGAGUUGAUAUUUGAUAUCCAAGGAAGCCACAAAUUAUUCCCCACUUUAGAACACCUUUUGACAGAAAUGUUUAUUACAAAAAGAGACUUAUUGACCCUGGAUGCAAAAUUAAGUGCAAUAGCCAAAAGAGGACAGAAAAUACUUGAUGACAAGUUUUCCAAUAAAACUUUUGAGAAAGAAUGGAUAAAAUAUCUUGAAAUAGUUGAUAGUUUGGAGAAAAAGUAUCGAAAUGAAAAGAGAGAUAAGUUGGAAAGGGUAUACUAA